This is a messenger RNA of Cucumis sativus (cucumber), 3826 nucleotides long. Its product is annotated as pentatricopeptide repeat-containing protein At5g40400. Lineage: Eukaryota; Viridiplantae; Streptophyta; Magnoliopsida; Cucurbitales; Cucurbitaceae. The record is from RefSeq and is a predicted model, not a curated record. The transcript has 2 exons. The coding region runs from base 143 to 2053 and encodes 636 amino acids. Gene Ontology annotation, molecular function: protein binding.
AUACUGGUAUGUGGGUAAAGCCUUUGAUCAUUGAUAACCGAUUAGAAUCGCUGCCUUCUUCCUUUCUUCUUUAUCGACUCUUUUUGUUUUGCAAAUCGCUACCUUCUCUUUCUAUUUCCAUAUUUCCAUAUUUCCAUAGCCAAUGCUUCGAACUACAGCUUCCAAUCUUCCUAAACUCGCGCAAUCCUUCUUCUUCCACACUUCAUUCUCUAAAUCAACUUUAUCUUCUUCUUCUUCUUCUUCUUCUUCUUCUUCAUCCUCAACAUUUUUGCAAUCAAUUCCUGAAUCCGAAGCUAAAUUAAUCGUCAACCCUCUUUACCAUUUUCUUCCACAAAACCAAAACCCCUUCAAUAUCGUUGAACUCGUCUCUUCGCAUCUUAAAACGAACAACCCCAGGUUAGCUCUUCUUCAAUCCCACAUUAAAGAGCUUAUUCCUCACUUGGGUCAUCGUCAAAUCUCCAAGAUUUUAUUGAGGUGCCAAUCUAAUUUCGUCUCUGCUCUUGCUUUUUUCAAUUGGGUUAAAUAUGAUUUGGAUAUUAGACUUAGUUCUCACAAUUAUUGCCUAAUUAUCCACAUUUUGGCUUGGUCUCGACAAUUUCCUUUGGCGAUGAAGUUUUUGUCUGAAUUGAUUGAAUUGUCUAAAGAUGUCUCAAGUAGUGAGGAUGUUUUUCAGAAUUUGGUAUUGUGCACUGAGCACUGUAAUUGGAACCCUGUUAUCUUUGAAAUGCUAAUUAAGGCAUAUGUGAAGUUGGAUUUGAUUCAUGAAAGUUAUUGGAGCUUCAAGAAGAUGGUGAAAUUGGGUUUUGUCCCAAAUGUGAUUGCUUGUAAUUGUAUUCUAAAUGGCCUGGCGAAGAUGAAGUCUGAUGCCCAAUGUUGGGAGCUUUAUGAAGAGAUGGGGAGGAUUGGAGUUCACUCAAAUGCAUAUACUUUUAAUAUUUUGACUUAUGUUCUGUGUAGAGAUGGGGACGUGAAUAAGAUUAAUGGGUUCUUGGAAAAGAUGGAAGAGGAAGGGUUUGAUCCCGACGUUGUGACUUACAAUACUUUGAUUGAUAGCUAUGUCAGAAGAGGUAGAUUAGAAGAUGCAUUUUACUUGUAUAAGAUAAUGUAUAGGAGAGGUGUGAUGCCUGAUCUUGUUUCAUAUACUUCCUUGAUGAGGGGUCUUUGUAGGUUAGGAAGGGUAAGAGAAGCCCAUCAGCUAUUUCAUCGAAUGAUUGACCGAGGAAUGGAUCCAGACGUUGUGUUGUACAAUACGCUAAUUGGUGCAUAUUGUAAGGAUGGAAUGCUGCAAGAGGCAAGAUCAUUGCUACACGAGAUGAUUGGAAUUGGUAUUCACCCAGAUAGUUUCACUUGUAGGAUUUUGGUGGAAGGAUAUGGAAGAGAAGGUAGGUUGAUCUCAGCUUUGAAUUUGGUUGUAGAGAUUCAGAAACUUGGAGUCACUGUUGCUCACGAUAUCUACAAGUAUCUUAUCAUAUCAUUGUGUCGAGAAGAUCGUCCAUUCGCAGCUAAAAGUCUUCUCGAGAGAAUUCUUGAAGACAGUUUCCAACCUGAUUCUGAUAUCUACAAUAAGCUUAUUGAAUCUUUCUGUAGAAGUAAUAAUGUGUCUGAGGCACUACUUCUGAAACUGGAAAUGAUAAACAGGAAUUACAAACCUACCACUGAUACAUAUAAGUCUCUCAUACACUGUAUGUGUGAAAUCAACAGAAGUGUAGAUGGUGAAGGUCUAAUGGUGGAAAUGGUUGAAUCUGAAGUGAUUCCAGAUCAUGAAAUAUGUAGAGCAUUGGUAAACGGAUAUUGCAAAGAAGGCAAUGCUGAUAAAGCAGAAUCAUUAUUGGUCUCAUUUGCCAAAGAUUUUCAGUUCUUUGACUCUGAAAGUUUCAAUUCUCUGGUUAAGGUUUACCGUGAUGUGGGUAAUGAAACAAAGUUGAUGGAGCUGCAAGAUCGAAUGUUAAAAGCAGGGUUUCUUCCAAAUAGCUUAACGUGUCGAUACAUUAUCCAUGGAAUAUGGAAAUCCAUGAGACUCAACAAGCAGAGAGUUCAAACAGUAGCAGUAUAAAGACCUGUUUAGAAUGACUUUCUAAAUGAACAAAAUAUUUCUAUUCCACUUAGAGACGCCUUAUUUAUUCUGAACUGAAUCAAAGUCUCGUGUAUAGAAAGAAAUGUGCGAAGGCAAUGCAUCGUUCAUUCAAUGCUUACUCAUUUAGUGAUCUUGGCAUCAUCUAAUUGAGUGAGUUGAGAGAUGGAUUUGAACACUGUGAAUUGAAAGAUGAUAAUGUCUCUCGAAAGCAAGACAAGAUGUGUAUGCCAGAAAUGAAACAAAGGGCCCAUUUGGUUCUCAACAUUUUUUUAUCCAGUCAUAUAGGAAGUGAUAGCACAAUAUGCAAGUUUAGUCCAUACUAGCCUCUUAAAUUAUGGCUUUACUCCCAAAAUGAAUCCUUCAUAUUGGAGAUACGAUAUGGUUCAAUCACGACCUUUCCCUCCACGUAGGUUCUCAACAUUAGACUCGUGCCUGAGCUCUCGAGAAAUUACUUUCAAAGUUCUUUGAGGAGGGCCCUUUUUGGAGGAAUCUCAUUGUUGGGAGGCUUUUCAGACUAUCUCAUUGUCAUUUGGAGCUUUAGGAGUAAAUGAUGUUUUUGCUGCUGUGGUAUACGUUCUCCUUACCAAGUAUGUUACUCGAUUUUAUUACAGUCGACCAAAGGUAACCUUCCCCAUUGCUGUACUGAACAACUUCAAAAUGGGUUUCGCUUGUGGUCUUUUCAUUGAUGCUUUCAAACUUGCUAGUUAACAGCACUUGAUGAAACCAUUCUGGUGGUUGCUAUAGCAUUUACAUUUGUAAAGUCCUUUGAACAAUAAUUUUGGUCUUACUCUAUAUCUUUACAGCUUGUUCUAAUCCUUUUUUAUGAACUUUUUUCUAUUUUCCCCUUUCAACAUACGGUUUACAUUGAAGAAUUUAAUGUUCUAUUCAGCCUCAAAUCAAAUAUAGUAACAAAUUUGAAUGUAAUUGAUGAGUUUUAAGAGUUUAAUUCUUGUUUAUGUAUUGAAAUGCAUUGACUAUCUGCGACAACAAAUUUAAGAUUGUAAGUUGUUAAUAAGAUACAAGCUUUCACCUAGUGUACUUCAGCAGAACCAUAAUGUGUAGUCUCUUGGCAUUAUUCUGUUUACUAUUGUUGUUAAGAGUACCUCUUAUAUCUUGGUUUGAUUCAAGGAUAAGCUGUAGAUGUAUAGAAAUUUAUGCUGAUACACAAUUUAAAUGAUAUUGAUCUUACCUUCUUAUCUUUUGGUUUGAUUCAAGGCUGUUGUUGUAGUCUGUAUUUUGCGACUAACUGGCAUUUCUUUCAAACUUUCAUAUAAAUAUUUGUUUAAGUUUCUUUUGUAGAUUGGAGAAUAUGAAGGAACCAUAGGCACAUGUCUUACACUGAAGUCAUGUUCUCUAAUGUAGAGGAAGUCCCUGAAGCUCAACCAUCUGAAACAAAUCGUUGCUCGAGAGAAGCAGUUGAACCAAAACAAGCAACCAAAAAGGAGUUGAAGCCCAUUUGCCUAUGUACAUAAGAUCCUUCAAUUUAAGUGACUUGAUUUUACUAUUCCAAGCUCAAUAUCUUAGUGCAUCAAAGAGACUAGUGUGAUUUCAUCUUUGUAUAUAUUGAGCUGUAAGUUUUAUGUAUAUGUAGAUGCAAUGGGACAGAUAAGGUAAGAAUUUAGAUUAGUUGUCUUUACUCAUCCAAGUAAAGAGGUACAGGGAAAGGGCUAUUCUUCUUCAAUGCAUGAAGUUUGUAAAACAAAACAACCUUUGAAUGUUUGGAUUAUCUAUUCCUCUUUCUAGUUUUAUUGA